UUAGGGAAAAGGUAUUUUUCACUACAGAACUCCUUUAAGUAACUGUUUCUUGGGGAAAAUGUCUGUGAAUGCCCGCUCCACCUCCCCCCCGGUUAUUCUGCUGUUCACUCUGUAAUACCGGGCCUGUAAUUGCAAAACAAAGCCCUAUAGAGGAUGCAGGUGAAUUGUAGUGGGGUGUGGAUGAUGUACUCGAAACCAAAGAAGCAUAAGACACAAUGUUAGAGACAGGAAGUGGUGAUGAUUGUCACUUCACAGAACACUAUCGCUCGUACACAGAGUGACUUCUUUCCCUUCGUGCCUGGUGGUGAGAUCUGUGGACAAGCCAGGGGCACACAGAGAGCACUGUUACCCGGCUAAAUCGUCUUUGCGGAGUUAUUGGUGAAGAUCAAAUAUGAGGACCGACUGCUGAAAAGUCCUAUUUCCUCAGUGCCUCCGUUACUUGGUUAGGUUUCCUGAGAUGUUCUCUGGAAUUUGGACACUGGAAGGCCGCAACUGGAAAAGGUCACACUCUUCAAAGCCAGUGAUUGUAAGAGUUGUUAGCAGCUAUAUGGUCAAGGUUGCUGAUGGAAACACCAUUAAUCUGAAAGAAGGUGACGUCCUUCUACUGCUAAACAAGCUUGAUAAAGAUUGGUGGCUAGUCAGGAAAAUUGGAGAUUGUGAAAAAAGCCAUCCAUUCAAUGUGCCCACUUCUUAUAUCAAUGAACUUAUCACUCGCAGGAAUCUGGGACCCCGAAGCAAAACUGAACGUAUAGCAAGCAAACUGUUUCAUAGAUCACAGGACAACCUCCUCAUUCCCCCAUUCUCCUGCUCAAAAAUGGAAGAACAAAGUUGUAGCUGUGGAAAUUAUGAGGACUCACAACAAAAGGAUCCCAUUGAGCAUAAAUCUAUGGGCAGCUUGACAAGAGCACAUAAAAAGAGUGCCAGCUUCUCCCUGAGUUCCUCUUGGCAUGGACAGUUCCCAAAAGGUGAAAGGCAGAAAAACUCAUUCCACAAGUGCGUUUCUGAAAAGGUGAGCCUGGCUAGCACAAUGCAGGAUACUACACCAAUCUACUGCAACUUGGAAGAGAUGAAGCAGAGGAAAGGCGCUCCUCCCAGCCCUAUGUGUUCUCCUGUCCACAUAGUGGACAACUGGGAAUAUCAUGUUGACCCAAUCACAGGCAGGAAUUUCUUUAUUAACAUAGAGACCAGAGAAAAAACAUGGAAGCCACCAAGGAGGUCUAAAACCUCAGGACUUGCAGUAGCACCCUCAGCAGAUUUUGAUUCAAAUGAAGAGAGUGAUGAUCCCUCAUCUAAAUCACAACCCAAGAUCAGUUGUCCUGAGGACCAUAUUACCAACAUCGACACCAGCUUGUCAUCUUCCUGCAGCAGUUUAUGCAGCCCCAGCAUUGACGUAGAGAAGCCAAGACUCAGCUACACCAGGUCCAUGGUCCUCUCCAAUUCACAAAGACCAAAGACGGGUCACAGGAGGAACCUGUCACAUCACAUGGUUGAAGAUUUUAAUAAUGCAAACUUAAGUGCAGACCUUAACAAGUUCAGCCCCGUCACAGUUCUGGAUAUUCCCCAUGAGGUUGAAAAAGCAGGCCAGCUAAACAAGACCAAGAUAGCAGAAGGUGGAAGGAAGCUGAAAAAAAAUUGGACUACGUCUUUAGUAGUUUUGACUGGAAACAGCUUAGUAUUUUAUAAGGACCCAAAAGUUCAGGCCCCAUCAGGUUGGAAACCAUCUAAUAGUAAGCCUGAGAGCAGCAUGGACCUCCGAGGCGCCAGCAUAGACUGGGCUCAAGACAUGUCUAGCAAAAAGAAUGUCAUUCAUCUCCGCAUGGUAACGGGCAAUGAGUUUCUUCUGCAGUCUGACAAGGAGGGUGUUGUCCAGGAGUGGUAUGAUGCCCUGCAAAGAAUUAUUGAGAGGCUGGAACGGGAAAAUCCAUUGGAGGAUAUAAUUUUGAGGAGAGCAGGAAGUAUGGAGAUUCUGGAUGGGAGUGGUGGUGAAGAGGACAGUCCUUUAAAGACGAAAGAUCACCGGAUGUUCUCAUUGUCCUGGGUGAGCAAUAAUGUUGGAAGUGUGGAUAGAAAGAAAGUAAAGCAUAGGUUAAAGAAGAUGUUACAAAAGAGGCCUCCCCUCCAGACCUUACAAGAGAAAGGUCUUAUUAAAGAUCAAGUAUUUGGCUGCCGGUUGGAUGCUCUUUGUUAUCGAGAGCACAGUACGAUCCCUAAGUUUGUUCGGCUUUGCAUAGAAGCAGUGGAGGAAAAAGGGCUGGAUAUAGAUGGCAUUUACAGGGUAAAUGGAAAUUUAUCCAUCAUACAGAAACUGAGAUUCAUUGUAGAUAGAGAAAGGGCAGUAACAACAGAUGGACGAUACCUUUUUCCGGAGCAGCUCACCCAAGAAGAGAAGCUGGAUUUGAACAGCCCUGACUGGGAAGACAUUCACGUCAUCACGGGGGCGCUAAAAAUGUUUUUCCGUGAACUUCCAGAACCCAUCAUCCCUUUCAACUUGUUUGAUGAAUUUAUAGCAGCUUCACAAAUUUCUGAUGUCGAUGAGAAAGUGCAAACCUUUAAAGAACUAGUGAGAAAUCUCCCUGAGCCAAACCAUGACACCUUGAAGUAUAUAAUAUGUCAUCUGAACAGGGUCAGAGAACACGCCGAGAUGAAUCGUAUGACCACUCAGAACGUCGGCAUUGUUUUUGGGCCCACACUGAUGAGACCAGAGAAAGAACUGUUUACGAACAUUGCUGCCAAUAUGGUGUAUCAAAACCAAGUUGUAGAAAAUUUACUUGCUCACUAUGAAGAGAUCUUCCAGGACAGUCCAGAAGAAUGUAGAAAUUCUCCCUGUACAGAAACUGAAUGUGCAGCUAAAUCUCACAUAAUACUGUCCACCCCGCUGUAGGACUGCAAACUGAAGAGUAGCUUCAUGGAGAAUAUCCCUAUUGCUUUCCAGUCCUUCUUCGUCAUGAUUGAACAUUUAUGUUAGGGAUUUAAAGCAAACUGUAGAAGGUAUUUAAGGUACGAUGACUGUGUUCAUAGCUAUCCAUUAAAGAAAUACAUGAGGUUAUUUAGUUGCUGUACCGAAUGGCUCAGACAUAUUCCAAAUCCUGUUGGAAGAGACAGUCCCAGCUGGAGACACACACUGGAAGGGAUUGCUGGCAAGGUCCAUACUAUGUUGAAUGCAGAUGUUGAAAUGAAUUGUAACAUAUUGUUUUAUUUUUAUAUUGAGCAUACAAUAUUACAAGGUUGCCACUUUUCAUCUUGUCUUUAUGUCAUUGAGCAGAUAUUAGGAAAAAUGUGUUUUGUAUAUGCCGCCUAAUUCUUUACCUUUGACACCCCGGCUGUUGCAAAACUACCAUUUCCAGCAUGUCUCAGGUGCCACAGGCUGUUUAGUUUCCUGUAUAAUAUUGUUUAUAGUGCUUUUUGGGGAAAACACGGUCUAAAUUUUGGGCCACACCACAGAAAGAUGUUGCCCGCAAUCUAGUUCUGUAUUUCUCACCUCCAUAUUUCAUGUGGAAAGCAUGCAGUUCUGUUCAUCCAGCCAAUAAAUGAGCUGUACAGAGUUGUAGUUGUUGUCUGAGGGCUUCAUGUAAGCAUGGUUCAUGUCCAUGUUAGUUCCAUACUUGGAACUUUCCAGUUAUGAGGCCAGUGUUAGUGAAUGCAGCUAUUCACAGAGCUGUUUGUUAUUACACCUGUUUUUCAGUACACAGUAUGUCCUAUUGUUGUCCAUAUUGGUUCUACAUUUUCCACAUUUUGCAAUAGUGGUUGACACAAUUUGUGGCAUAUUAUUUGGGUUGACAUCUGUACUUGAUCAUUUUUUAUCUGUAAUAUGGAAUAAACAUGGGUGAAAAUACAAAAGAUUAACAUUUCUCCUACAUGCAUGUAUGUCAGAAUGCUCUGUUUGGAGUCCUUAAGCCAAAAUGGACUUUCAUGCUGCCUGAACCACAAGCCAUCCGAGUGGUUCCCAAUGGCCUCUGCCUACCCUCCAGCCUUGAUUGAUAGUUCUCUUUCUAUACCCAAACAGAGAGAGAGAGAGAGAGAGAGAGAGGGGUCUAUCAAGUCUGAUGGGGCAGGGAAAAGCCACCAGGAACUACAGAAUGACUUGGAGUUUGGGCAGCAUAAAAGUGAUAACGGGUUUUCUUUAAGUCAUUUAUGCAAAUUGCAAAAGAGAUGACAAUAAAAAAAUAAAUAAAAAAACACACAGUUAAGAGACUGAAAGGUUUAUUCAAACACUUAAUACAUUUGUUAUAAUGGUGGCAAUCUGCACACCACAGCAAAAUAAUCUAUUUAUAUGAUAAUUUACAUCUCAUGCAAGAAUACAGUCUAUGGCAGCACACUGUUUUGUGGUAUUGUGCUUGUUUUAUUUACUAUGAUAUCUAAAGUUCUUAUUUUUAUUAUUAGUGAAUAUAUUGCUGAGUUGCUUUUAUAGUCUGUAAUUAAAUAGUUAAAACGUGCUCUCUGUCUAUGGAACAUACAGAAAUAUCAUGUUAAUCAUACAUGUAUUUUACAGGGAUAGCUUACAUUUACAAGCAGGUGCAUCUAUCAUUUGGUAUUAGAGAGUCAUGGAAUAUCUGGAAAUCGGCAUACACAUAUAGUUCAUGCAGUUUCUGCUGGUAAAUAUUACACUGCAUAUGUGUUCAACAUAACAAUUAAAUAUGACAUAAAAUAUGUAAAUAAUGUACAAGCCAAAAUCCUAUUUACAAAAGUUAUAAAAAUAAUUUUAUACCCAUUUACUAAGCAAGUGCUUGUUUAUCAGUCAAUCCCUAGCCCCAUUACAUAAGGUCAUGUUGGCCUGUUCGGCUGAUAAUCAUUCCUUGUAAUAGGGUCCUUGAUCUGAAACAAUAUGACUAAAAGGGGUACUCCAACAGAAAACAUUCUUUUUUU
Hyla sarda is the source of this 4863-nucleotide messenger RNA. RefSeq names its product Rho GTPase activating protein 9 (gene ARHGAP9). The transcript is spliced from 19 exons. Gene Ontology annotation, biological process: signal transduction; regulation of GTPase activity. The coding region runs from base 458 to 2881 and encodes 807 amino acids. NCBI's taxonomy places the organism in Eukaryota, Metazoa, Chordata, Amphibia, Anura, Hylidae. Gene Ontology annotation, cellular component: cytoplasm. The record is from RefSeq and is a predicted model, not a curated record. Gene Ontology annotation, molecular function: phospholipid binding; protein binding.